Molecule: messenger RNA, 539 nt
Organism: Momordica charantia (bitter melon)
Lineage: Eukaryota; Viridiplantae; Streptophyta; Magnoliopsida; Cucurbitales; Cucurbitaceae
Source: RefSeq, a predicted model, not a curated record
UAAAACCAUCCCCUCUCCCCAAUUCAAUCAAUCACACAGCCAACAUCAACAAGAAGAAUUCAAUCCAAAUCUAAUCAGAUCGAAGAAGAUGAAUUCCAUGUUCAGUUUGUUCGAUGCCUUCGCCGCUGAGUUAUUGAUGGCCAAAACAUUUAGGGCUUCUUCGUCCUUCGCUCCAAACAAUGGCAGUGGUGGCUCCGUGAAGUCUCCGCCGAGCAACGCGGCGCCGGACAACCUGGAACAGCCCAAAUCCAACAAGAAUUCGCUUCUCCGGCCGCCGAGGUUGGCGCCGGAGUUCGACGGCCUCAAUUGCUUCGAGACUCUCGUCUCCUACUGAGUAUUCAUCACUUCAAACUUCAAAUCUAACUCAUUAUUUUCUUCUCUUUUUAAGAAAAUUUUAGGUAUAAGYUUAUACGAGAUUUCGAGUAGAUGUGCGUUCGUUGCUCUGUUCGGAUUCUCUGCUUUUGUUUUCUUCCUAUUCUAUAUAAAUCAAAUCAAAUCAAAUCACGCCGUUCGUUGAUUGCUCUUCUUCCAUGUCUUCA